Messenger RNA from Jaminaea rosea, 1037 nucleotides. RefSeq names its product protein YOP1. The transcript has 5 exons. Bases 53 to 598 code for a protein of 181 amino acids. Lineage: Eukaryota; Fungi; Basidiomycota; Exobasidiomycetes; Microstromatales. The record is from RefSeq and is a predicted model, not a curated record.
CAUCACAUCAAGAGCUACCCUUUCACGCCCCCACUUUUUCAGACUCGCAACAAUGGCAGCUCAGGCUCAGCAACUUCAGCAGAAGUUCGACUACUUUGUCGCUCAGAUUGACAAGGAGCUCUCCAAGUACCCGCAUCUGGUCAACUUCGAGCGUACCACGAGCGUGCCCAAGGCCUACGCGGCCAUCGGUACCGUCUCGCUCCUGACCAUCCUCAUUUUCUUCAACAUCUUCGCCGGCUUCCUGACGAACCUCAUCGGUUUCGCCGCGCCCGCCUACUUCUCAAUGAAGGCUCUCGAGUCGCCCCAGCCCCAGGAUGAUGUGCAAUGGCUCACCUACUGGGUCGUCUUCGGUGCCUUUACCUUCGCCGAGACUUUCGUCAAUGUCAUCCUCUACUGGUUCCCCUUCUACUACACCAUCAAGACGUUCAUCGUCCUCUACCUUAUGCUGCCUCAGACCCAGGGCGCCAAGGUUGUCUACAGCCGUGUGCUCCGACCCAUCUUUGUCAACACCAAGGCUUCGGUCAACUCGUCUGCAUCGGCUCAGAUGCCCGCUGGUGCCCAGCCUACCCACCCCGUUGGCGUUGGUUCCGACCACUAAGCGUGCGGCGACUUAGGUGUAGCGCAGCGCUGGCGCAUAGAAGGGGGUUGCAGGCGUCAUGGCCAGGCGCUGCGUGCUUUAGGUGGGCGACAAGGUGAUGAGGACGGGAUGUCGGUGCAGCGAGGAAGAGACGCUUAGAGGCUGCAUCAAGCCAGCAUAGCAUCUCUGUCAGCUCCUUACCGCCCCGGCUCACCCCUCUUCCGUUCGCACGCACGAAUAACGAAGACGACGAUGACGACGACGACCGCGACGAGCCACGCCCCUGUUCAUCUCCUCGCCAUCUCUCUACAACUUUCAACCCCGCCUCUGUGUCUUUCCUUCUCCCUCCCUCCGCCAUAUCCCCACCUCCCCUUCUCCCCUCCGUUCCUCGCGACUCGACUUGACCUUCGAUUGUGUUACGCCCCUAUCGCUGCUCGGUCGACUCCAAUGAAAAAUCAAA